Molecule: messenger RNA, 545 nt
Organism: Sitodiplosis mosellana (orange wheat blossom midge)
Lineage: Eukaryota; Metazoa; Arthropoda; Insecta; Diptera; Cecidomyiidae
Gene: HINT1
Product: adenosine 5'-monophosphoramidase HINT1
Exons: 2
Coding region: 51-431 (126 amino acids)
Biological process (GO): purine ribonucleotide catabolic process
Cellular component (GO): nucleus; cytoplasm
Molecular function (GO): hydrolase activity
Source: RefSeq, a predicted model, not a curated record
CAUUGAACAUAACCUCCAAGUGGCAUACAGUAUUUUAUCAACUGGCGAUCAUGUCGGACGAAGUAGCAUUGGCUCAAGCCGCUGUACCAACCGAAGAUACCAUCUUUGGGAAAAUUUUACGCAAAGAAAUCCCAUGCACAUUCAUCUAUGAGGAUGAUAAAUGCGUGGCAUUCAACGAUGUGAAUCCACAAGCGCCAGUUCAUUUCUUGGUUAUUCCACGUAAGCCAAUUUCGCAACUUUCAAAGGCACAAGAGGAAGACGAAGCAUUGUUGGGUCAUUUGUUGUUUGUUGGCCAAAAAGUCGCUGCUCAAGUUGGAUUGGAGAAUGGUUUUCGUGUAGUUAUCAAUGAUGGCAAGGAUGGUGCACAAUCGGUUUACCAUUUGCAUCUUCAUUUCUUGGGCAAACGUCAACUCAAAUGGCCACCAGGCUAAUUUCAAUCAAAACUGGAGAACAUCACAUACCAAAUGCAUUUGAAAUUGAUGCAAUUAGCUUCAACCGAAGCCGAUAACUUCAAUAAAAAAAAAGGAAAAAAUCAUUUAAAAAAA